Bipolaris maydis ATCC 48331 is the source of this 3798-nucleotide messenger RNA. RefSeq lists its product as uncharacterized. The record is from RefSeq and is a predicted model, not a curated record. Gene Ontology annotation, cellular component: nuclear pore transmembrane ring. Lineage: Eukaryota; Fungi; Ascomycota; Dothideomycetes; Pleosporales; Pleosporaceae. Gene Ontology annotation, molecular function: structural constituent of nuclear pore. Gene Ontology annotation, biological process: protein import into nucleus; nuclear pore organization.
AUGAACGGCACACCAGCCCGGCGAGGCGUAGGUGGCUUCCCACAGACACCACACAACAACGCCAACGCCAACAGGUCUCCCGGCCUGCAAAGCCCAGAAGCAUCUUCCCCGCGGCCAAACAUUCGAUCGCCGCUUCCCGAUCUCCCAAAAGCCCCUCCGCAGCCGACCUCAGGGCCCCUCAUACCCUCGGACAUUCUCGAUCCCGCCCAGCAGCGCUUUUAUGUCUUCGCAGUCUAUAUUGCCCUAUGGGCAUACCGGACAUAUGACUUCUAUACCUUAGCGCUCGAGGACGACGAGUCGCUGUGGCUGUGUCUGAAAUGGUGCUUCUUUGACGUGCUGUUCAUGUUCGGCGUACCGCUGCUCGAGAUUCCCUGGCUGGAAUGGGGCAAUGGCGCUGCUUUUCUCUUAUUCGUAAUGCAUGCCGGAAUCGACGUCAUGCUCAUGUUCAGAAUUGGUAUACCCGUACAAGCUUGGUUUAUGGGAUUGAUUGGUUUCCUGUGGGAUAGCGAACUGGCCAUCAGCGAACGGAGCGUCAAGCCUGGCGCAAUCAUACAUAAUGCAUCCCUAAUUCUCGGAAAGCAGAUUGUCAACAUCUUGCCCGAGGGAUCUGCCAUCCUGAACCCGGAAAGGCAGUCUUUCUGUCUCAGCUCAACCAUCUCUCAACUCGACAUUCCCAUCAGGAUCAACCAGACCGAGCCUCACGAGAUGGAACUCUUGCGCAUUGACAUCGACACCAACAUGAACGAGACCAUCACAGUCAAAAAGAGCGAGCUGAAGGGAAUGAUGAAGAAGGCAAGAAAGGCGGUCAAGAACGCCAACCCCGACGACCCGCUCACGUUGACCUACACCAUCAAGAAGCCAGGUGUAUAUCUUCUGAAGAAGGUUACAGAUCAGUCGAAGCUCCAGGUGCGACCGCGCUCAACCAACGCUGUAGUAACGACCUGCCCGCAAGCUCGAGUCAAACCGACUGGUAACAACAGAUGCCGAAGUGAUCUAUCCAACGUUUCGCUGGAAGUCGAGGGCACUCCGCCGCUUAGCGUCAAGUACCGCCUGACCGUAAAUGGAAAGCCUCGGGGUGGAUCCCAGUUUCAAAAUUUGCAGCCAGAGGAUGUCAUUUCGCCUCUGUCCAGGCACACAUCACAAGCAUUGGUAAAGAACGGACGCGAAGACAUUUCCUGGGCUCGCUCGCAGAAGGUUCUGGUGCCCUUGAACGAAACCCUCACGAACAGCGGUUCGUGGGAGUAUGAAAUUGAAGAGGUACAGGAUGGAUUGGGCAACUUUGUCAGCUACGUGAACGUCGACGACGAGGAUAGACCGAAACCCAAAGUUGCAGGCAUCCGUCAAAUGUUUGAGGUUCACGAGCGACCUACGGCUUUUCUCAAGGGAUGUAGUCCACAAAAUCCUCUCCGCGUGCCCAAAGGCAACGCCGCCCGCCUGCCUGUCCAUUACGCUUCUACUGGAAAGAACCCCAUUGACACUGUGCACACGGUCGAGUAUCUCUUCACGCCUCAGGAGAACAUCAUCGCAGAUGGCUAUCAUAGCCCAGAUGCUGUUCUGCAAAAGCAAGUCAUGCGAAAGGGAGAGCAACCCACCAUCUCAGCAGCAGGUCUAUACACAAUCAAGUCUGUAGCAUCCGAGUUCUGCGAUGGUGAAGUCUUUGAGCCUACCUCGUGUCUGCUCCAAAACCCACCUGAGCCGGACAUGACAUUGGACAGUGAAGACAUUAUCGACAAGUGCGCUGGUAACCCAAUUGGUCUUCGUGUUGGUCUCGAUUUCGUGGGAAGCCCACCUUUCACACUCACCUACUACGAAAAGAAGGAUAAUGGAAGAGAGAUCAGAAAGACACCUCUGCAGAUUGCCAGUCUUCGCAGCACAAUCGAUCUCACCCCACAAGAUGCUGGUCACUACGAAUACAUUUUUAAGACGAUUAGCGACUCUGUGUACCCGGAGAGGCCCCUCAACAACAUUAGACUUCAGCAAGACGUGAAGCCAUCUGCACAAGCACACUUUAUUGAGAGUAGAAGGCCCAAGCAGGCUUGUAUCGAUGAUAUCGCGGAGUUCGAUGUUGGCUUCGUUGGAGAGGCACCCUGGAAACUGGAAUACGAGAUUGUCCAUAACGGCAAGCGCACAAGGCGCUCUAUCGAAACCGAAAACGCACACUACACUAUUCGAACCGACAAGCUUAGCAGUGGUGGAGAGUAUGUUGUGGCAUUGACCAGCGUUACCGAUAAAGCCAAGUGCAAAGAAGUUCUUAAGGAAGAAGCUAGGGUUAAUGUACGACACGAACGCCCCAAGGCUUACUUCGGCCACAUUGAGGGCAAGCAGUCGGUACUGGCACUGGAAAGCCGACAGGUUGGACUACCGCUUCGCUUUACCGGAAACGGUCCUUGGUCGCUCAAGUACGAGAACUUGAAGACCAAAGAAGUCAAACGAGAGUCUUUCCAGAACCCCAACUCGUGGCUUGAUGUCAAGACAGACGGUACAUAUCAACUUAUUUCAGUCCGGGACUCUAUCUGUCCAGGUCUGAUCGAUGAGACGGCGGAUCAAUUUCACGUUUCUUGGGUGGCUCGACCCUCGCUCAGCGUUCCCGAAAAGAGCGCUGUUCUUGAUGGAAGCAAGUACAUCAAAGAGCCUGUUUGUGAAGGCGAUGAGGAUGCAUUUGAUGUCUCCCUGACUGGUAAUCCUCCUUUUGACAUUUCUUACCGACAGGAGUACAAGGACAAGAAGGGCAAGACAGCCUCAGUUAGUGAAAAGGAUCUUCACACUGCAGGUGGCUUCGCUUCUAUACGAUCGGAAACCUCCAAGGCUGGUACUUACGAGUACACUUUCUUGAAACUUGCCGACUCUCGCUAUGACCAUUCGAAGAAGCAUUUCUCGCCCGUCACUAUCCAGCAAACUGUCCACUCACGACCGAGUGCGCGCUUUGAUAAGCCUGGAAAGACGUACAGUUACUGCUCUCGGGAGUCAGAGGGAGAAGAGGUCAUUCCCAUCACUUUGGAGGGCAUUGCACCUUUCUACCUCGAGGUUGAAAUCAAGCAUCAAGGUACACCCAAACCGGAGAUCAGCAUUCACAAGAACAUUCCUACGAACAAGUACGAUCUCAAGAUUGAGCACCGCAAGAUGCACCUAGGCCACUCAUCCAUCUCCAUUCGCAAGGUUCGCGACUCGCGCGGAUGUACGCUCAAGCCCCCACCAGGCGGUCCUCGUGUCCAGAUCAGCGUGCACGAUGCUCCAACUGCCACACCUCUGGAAGACCGCCAGGACUUCUGUGUCGGCGAGCGCCUCUCUUUCGCGCUUGGCGGCCAAUCCCCCUUUACAGUCUUCUACACGUUCGAGAAGCAAGAGCGCAAGGCGUCCAACCCAGGCACCACCUUCCGCCGUCUGGCCGAACUCCCCGGCACCUUCACCAUCACUGGUCUCCGCGACUCGGCGUCAGAAUGCAUGGCCAGUCUGGACCUCACCAAGACGAUCCACCCCAUCCCCUCUGUGCGCCUCUCGGGCGGCCAAGUCACCGAAGUCGACAUCCACGAGGGCGGCGGCACCGAUCUUGAAUUUCAGUUCUGGGGCACCCCACCCUUUGAAUUUACAUAUACCCGUAGCACCAAUGCCAACAAGGGACGAAAGAGCAAGGUGUUGGAGAUUCGGACGGAAGUUAGCCACGAAAUGACAAUGAGUAUCCCUGUUCAGGAAGAGGGUACGUAUGAGGUGGUUUCGAUCAAGGAUCGCUGGUGUAGUUUUGCAAGGCCGGGAGAGGGCGUGGAUGGGAAGAGUGGGGGACAGAAGAUGUUGACGUAUUGA